UGAAUAAUCGUGUUAAAUAAACAGAUGUUCUUGUACUCGACUAACUAGUUAUAAACAAGAUAUUUGCUGCUCCGUGGUCAGUGAUCAAGGAGCUUUUGUUACGAGAUGUUACCUCCGGUUGCCGUUUUUGUGCUUUUAUUUCAGGUGGCAUGUGCUGUAAUAGCACCAGUCAUCGAAUUGAAUGAUGGCAACACGAUUCCUGUAGUGGCUCUGGGAACCGGUCGAGGUACAGCUAAGGAGUCAGAGUCAGUAGACGAAGUCCGGCAAGCGGUUUAUUGGGCCAUUAAGGCGGGAUAUAGGCACAUAGAUACGGCUGCAAUAUAUUUUGACGAAGAGCAGGUUGGCCAAGGCAUUGCGCAGGCGAUUGCUGACAAACUCGUUAGCAGAGGAGACCUUUUCAUUACCACAAAGUUAUGGAAUGACAAACAUCGUGAAGAGCAAGUGGUCCCAGCUGUAAAGGAUUCUCUGAAGAAACUCGGCUUGGAUUACGUUGACUUAUACCUCAUUCAUUUCCCAGUCGCCACUAAAGCAGAUGGCUCUCCAGACAACGUCGAUUUCACAGAAACAUGGAAGGGUAUGGAGCAGGCAAAAAGCCUUGGUCUCACGCGUUCAAUUGGAGUGUCAAACUUCAAUAUGUCACAAAUAGACAGACUUCUAUCAACUGCAAAAAUCUGGCCAGCAGUUAAUGAAAUUGAGGUUAACCCAACGCUUACUCAAGAGCAUUUUAUUAGCUACCUCCAAAGUAAGGGUAUAGUGCCAAUGGGCUACAGUCCAUUUGGCUUUCUAGUCUCCAGAAAGACGGAAUCCGCACCACCUCCAAGGGCCGACGACCCAGCAUUGGUUAAAAUGGCUCAAAAGUAUGGCAAGAAGACCUCGCAGAUCGUACUUCGAUACUUGAUCGACAGAAGCAUAAUCCCAAUUCCGAAAUCCACAAACGAAAACCGCAUUGCUCAGAACAUCGAUUUGUUCGAUUUCAGCUUAACAAAGGAUGAAAUAGCUACAAUUAACCGUUUCAAUAAAAAUAUUCGCGUCAUAAACCCCGUUGAUUGGAAGGAUUAUCCUAACUAUCCCUUUGUAGACUAUUGAUAAUGUUUAAAUGAAUUAUUGUUCGAUAUAUCAACGUAAACUAAAACUUACUUUUCUUUCAUUCAUAUAAAGCACCAUUAAAAUACUGGUAAAACUUAACGCUUAUAGAAAUUUAAUAUAUAUGUUGCUUUGUAUUAUUGGGUUGAAAUUAUGUUAAAUAGUUUAUCAUCUAAAGAGGAAAAUAAACCUUAAGCUAAUGUACAAAUUUUGAAUGUUGAUUAGGCGGGACUAUUAAAAAGUAUCUAAUACUAUGCUUAAUAACAGGAAAUUUUUGAAUACACUAAAAAAUACUUGGAUAUUAUAGUAAAAAAGUAUCUGUGUUA
Messenger RNA from Pieris rapae (cabbage white), 1409 nucleotides. Its product is annotated as aldo-keto reductase AKR2E4. Gene Ontology annotation, cellular component: cytosol. Gene Ontology annotation, molecular function: aldose reductase (NADPH) activity. The record is from RefSeq and is a predicted model, not a curated record. Bases 106 to 1086 code for a protein of 326 amino acids. NCBI's taxonomy places the organism in Eukaryota, Metazoa, Arthropoda, Insecta, Lepidoptera, Pieridae. The transcript is spliced from 7 exons.